Salvelinus fontinalis (brook trout) is the source of this 9177-nucleotide messenger RNA. RefSeq names its product A disintegrin and metalloproteinase with thrombospondin motifs 7. Gene Ontology annotation, cellular component: extracellular matrix. Gene Ontology annotation, biological process: extracellular matrix organization; proteolysis. The coding region runs from base 360 to 6227 and encodes 1955 amino acids. The transcript has 24 exons. Gene Ontology annotation, molecular function: metalloendopeptidase activity. Lineage: Eukaryota; Metazoa; Chordata; Actinopteri; Salmoniformes; Salmonidae. The record is from RefSeq and is a predicted model, not a curated record.
UAUCGGAGAGGGAGGUUCUUAAGCAAAGUUUGGCUUGUUAGGGAAAGUUCCUAACUGUCAGGGCUGUCGAAGGGGGCUUGAUGGAAGAAAGACGGGACAACGUCUUGUCAGCAAACAACACUUACAGUUUACAAUUCUUGGAACGCAAAAGACCCGUGUGAAAAUCCCCGAGGAAGGAUACAACGUCGUACAGAACUUGAUGAAGUUUAUAUCGCCGGCGCCACGCUUUCUAUGUCUAAAGUGCAUGGUUCUAGCGGGGUAUAAGUGGUUCACUACAAAAUGGAAAGUGUUUGAAAUGACAGUCGGUACAGUGAGGAUAAAGCAUAAUAACAUAUUGUCUUAAUUUACCUUCCAACAAGAUGAUUUACUUGCACAGCGGACUUGCACAAACUUUCUCUCCAAUUUACUUUUUGGUUGCAGCGGGGAUCUUCGCGAUGUUUGACAACAGUAAAACAUUUGGAUUUGAAGAAGAGACGGAGAGCUUUCUACAGGGGCUUCCGCAGUACGAGGUCGUUCACCCCUACCGAGUGGACGCCAAAGGUCACUUCCUGUCCAACUUUGUGUCCCACCGCGUCAGCCGAGUACAGCGGCGGGAAACCCACGGGGAACCAGGAAACGCUACACGGGUGUUCUACCAGUUGCAGCACGGUGGCCACAAUCUGCACUUCAACCUCACCCUCAACCCACACCUGCUGGCUCCUGGCUUCCUGACUGAGAGGAGGUACGGUGGCCUGGAGGGGGCCAAAAUACACAGCCAAGGCCCCUCGCUGUGCCACUUUAUCGGGGACGUGUGGGACCGGGCGACUAUGAAGGGGAGGGCGGCUAUAAGCACUUGUGACGGCCUGACAGGGCUGUUCAAGCUGUCCCAGGAGGAGUUCUUUAUCCGGCCAUUGGAGCGGUCUAGUGAUGAGUCGACGGCACCACAAGUCCACAUUAUCUACAAGCGCCACACCUCCACCACCCAAAGCCAGUUGGUACAGCCCAUCUCUGGAGACCAUACCACCAACGGUACCUGUGGGGUCAAAGAUCCUGCUACGGCGUUGGAGCGUGUGGAGAGGCAACGGGAGCGCUGGGAGAGACGCCAGCGGAGGAAGAGGAGGAUACGCCAGCGUUCCAUCAGCAGGGAGAAGUGGGUGGAAACGCUGGUGGUGGCCGAUUCCAAGAUGGUGGAGUACCACGGCACCAAGGGCGUGGAGAGCUACGUACUGGCUGUCAUGAACAUCGUGUCAGGGUUGUUUCUCGAUGCCAGCAUUGGAAACCCCAUCAACAUCGUAGUGGUUCGUCUGAUCCUGCUGGAGAAGGAAGAGGAAGACCUGAAGAUCACCCACCACGCUGACAACAGCCUGAGCAGCUUCUGUAAGUGGCAGAAACGUCUCAACGUGAAGGGAGAAGAACACGCGGUCCAUCACGACGUGGCCGUCCUUCUCACCAGAAAGGACAUCUGUACGGCCAUCAAUAAACCAUGUGAGACCCUGGGCCUGUCACAUGUGGCAGGCAUGUGUCAGCCCCACCGCAGCUGCAGCAUCAGUGAGGACACGGGCCUGCCGCUGUCCUUCACCAUCGCCCACGAGCUCGGGCACAACUUUGGGAUUCAGCAUGAUGGGAACGGCAAUGACUGUGAGCCGAUUGGGAAAAGACCUUUCAUCAUGUCUCCACAGCUCCUGUAUGGCACCUCCACCCCCAGCUGGUCGCGCUGCAGCCGGCAGUAUAUCACCCGCUUCCUCGAUCGAGGCUGGGGCUGGUGCCUGGAUGACCCCCCCGUGCGGGACGUGCUGGAUCUGAACUCUGUUCCCCCCGGGGUCCUGUACAGUGCUGCCCACCAGUGCCGCCUACAGUACGGCUCUGGAUCCCUGCUCUGUGACGACGUGGACAAUGUCUGCAGUACGUUGUGGUGCACUGUGGGGACAACUUGUCACUCAAAGCUGGAUGGUGCGGUCGACGGAACCAGGUGUGGUGAGGACAAGUGGUGCUUUGACGGGGAGUGUGUUGCGGUGGGACACCAGCCUGAGAGCAUCAAAGGAGGCUGGGCUCCAUGGAGCGAGUGGUCUGCCUGUUCCAGAACCUGUGGGGCCGGAGUUCAGAACGCCCAGAGGGACUGCGUCAACCCAGUUCCCAAGUACGGAGGGAAGUACUGCGUGGGGGAGCGAAGGCGCUACAAGAUCUGUAACAGCACCCCUUGCCCCCCCAACCAGCCCUCCUUCAGACUCAUCCAGUGCAGUCACUUUAACACCAUGCUUUACAAGGGCAAGUUGUACAAAUGGGUGCAGGUAAACAACAGAGUGAACCCCUGCGAGCUGCACUGCCGCCCUCUGAACGAGUACUUCUCAGAGAAGAUGUUGGAUGCCGUCAUUGACGGGACCCAGUGCUACGAGGGCAGCUUGAGCCGAGACAUGUGUGUUAACGGCAUCUGCAAGAAUGUGGGGUGUGACUAUGAGAUUGACUCCAACGCGGUGGAGGAUCGCUGUGGCGUUUGCCAUGGCAACGGGUCUACUUGUGAGACUGUGAAGAAGACCUUUGAGGAGAGCGAAGGGCUUGGGUAUGUGGACAUUGGGCUGAUUCCAGAGGGGGCUCGGGACAUUCGUAUCGAGGAGGUGGCUGAGGCUGGGAAUUUCUUGGCUCUCCGGAGUGACGACCCCGGAAAGUACUUCCUGAACGGCGGUUGGACUAUCCAAUGGAAUGGGGAAUACAAAGCAGCGGGGACAGUGUUCACCUAUGAGAGGUCAGGCCAACUGGAGAACUUGACCUCCCCUGGACCAACCCUAGAGCCAGUGUGGAUACAGCUACUCUUCCAGGAGACCAACCCAGGGGUGCGCUAUGAGUACACCAUCCAUAGAGAGACUCUUAUGGACUCAGACAAUGACAUCCCUAUCCCCGGUUUCUUCUGGAAGUAUGGCUCAUGGACUGAGUGCAGUGCCACCUGCGGGACAGGUGUUCAGCGACAGAUUGUUCAUUGUGUGGAGAGGACCUCUGGGAUAGUAGAAGAGGGCUACUGUGACUCGACGACCCGUCCUGACGAUAAACGAGCCAGCUGCAAUGAGGAGCUUUGCCCGGCAAUAUGGUGGGUGGGCGAGUGGCAGAAGUGCUCGGCCACGUGCGGUGAGAAGGGCUUGGCCAAGAGGACGGUGCUGUGCAUACAGGCCGUGGGUCUGGAGGAGAACAGAGCCCUGCAGCCCUCUGAAUGUCACCACAUGCCCAGGCCUGAGUCAGCGGCGCCUUGUAACGCUCAUGUCCCCUGCCCCGCAGACUGGUCCACAGGCAACUGGUCAGAGUGCUCGCUGACGUGUGGCGGUGGUGUGCGGAGCCGAAAGGUUGUCUGUUCCAGAAACACAGGGGUGGACUGUGACCCCCGAAAGAAUCCCAGUUCCCUUACUCCAUGCUACCUCCAGGACUGUCCUCAGAUCAUCGACGUCUUCGGUGGCAGCAACGACUGGUCUGGCAGUGGCUCAUCAAGCAAGGAAAUCAAUGAAAUCAACUCCAUCCCUGACUCCAACCCCCUGCCCAAACACAGUACGACUAGAGCUCAGCCAAGGGCCCCUAACAAUCUGAAUAACAUCAUCCCCCACCCGAAUCACAUUGACAAGACUACUGACAACUCAGCCAAAAACAAUGUACCGGUGGACGAUUUUUACUACGACUACAACUUCAUCAAAUUCCACGAGGACAUUUCCUAUGACUUUGGCUUGGGGAACAACGGUAAAGACUUGGUGGAUGAUCUUGGACUAGAACCACAACAGGAGCCUAAACCAAGCUCUAGUGCAGAAGAACAUGUUUACAGAGAAACUACAACAGAUCCUCCCACAUCUACCUCACCUAUUUCUACCACUUUUAAGACGACUCCUUUCAUCAGAGAAGUUGAGGAACCACAAGACCCUAACCUGGACAAUGCAGAGGUUGAUGGAAGACCACAGAUGGAGAAACACAAUGAAGUAGAGCGAGAGGAGGAGGAUGUACUCCUUUCAGAGGACUAUUUUCUACCUGUUUCCACCACACCCUCAGCACCAGUUUUAAGGACCAGGUUUUCACAAAGCUGGAAAGGAACAAACGGUAAUUUUGGUUGGCCUCAUUACCUCAGCUCAACAGCCAGCACGGUGUCCAAUAGCAUGGGGACCACUGAGAACGCACAUGGGCCCCAGAGUGAAGAAAAUGAUGAUGAAAGCACUGACAUUUAUGUCCAUUUUGAUGUGCAAGACGGCAAUGUUGGUACAACCAUCGAAUGUACCACCACUACCCCUGUCAGCCAUGACUAUGAAGAUGGCACCGUACCCACAACAAUGGUAGAAGAGGUGAAAGAAGUGACUGCAAUUGGACUACAAUCCCCUGGCUACCAAGAUGAAACGGAGAGCCCGGUUCCACCCCUGGAUCCACCUUCCCCAGGUCCUGUGUUUAAGUUUGAAACAUACGAGGACAGCUUUUUCACCACAACCCUGUCCCAAUGGGAGGCAACCACCUCUCUUCCAUACGCGCCACCAGCCCCAGACUCCACUGAGGAUUACAAUGGCGUUUUCCCUGGUGAACCAGACUUUGAUCAGCAGGACUUUGAAAAUGAGGCCAAUGCUGAUAGCGAAGUCAAUUUCGGGGUCACCGACAGGGACUUCACCGUGACCUCACGUCGUCUGUCUCAGGAGCCACAUCUUCCACCCUCUCCUCCCCCACCUCUUUCCCAUUCACUCUCAGGAAACCAGGAGAACAUCAAACACAGCACAUCAACAACUGGAAGUGACUCCUCUCCUCCUACUUAUCUGGAAGGAGACCCUCAGUCUCCACCUGGAAGUGACUCCCCUUCUUCCACUCAUCUGGAAGGAGACCCUCAGUCUCCACCUCCGUCAAUGUUAGAGACAGAGCCAGCCACAGCCCAGUUAGAGACAGACAUUUCAGCACAGUCCUCCACGACUGGGCCAACUCCAUCUAAAGGGGCCAAUGCGGGCCCUCCAGUCCCCUCCCCAUACGGGUGGUCAGAGAUUGACUACAAUGAGAUCCUCAUCCCCCCCAUGCUGAGAUCCAGGGGCUUGGACCCUCCCCUCACAUACCAGCCCCCAGUGGAUGUCACCACAACCACUCCCCAGGAUGGCACGAAACCCAUGCCCCUCACCCAGUCUGAGCCAGCCGUGCCCCCCACCCAUUCCCCUGAGCCAGCCGUGCCCCCCACUCAGUCCCCUGAGCCAGCCGUGCCCCCCACCCAUUCCCCUGAGCCAGCUGUGCCCCCCACCCAGUCCCCUGAGCCAGCCGUGCCCCCCACCCAUUCCCCUGAGCCAGCUGUGCCCCCCACCCAGUCCCCUGAGCCAGCUGUGCCCCCCACCCAGUCCUCUGAGCCAGCCAUACCCACUCUGCCAACCCAUUCUCCCACUACACUCUGGUGGACACCAGAGCCAACCCCAGUGCCAAGCCAAGCUUCAACUCCAAUCGCCACAGCUUCCUUCUGGAGAGCCGGCAACUGGAGCGCAUGUUCUACAAGCUGUGGUCUGGGGGCCAUCUGGAGGCUGGUGGUCUGCAGCACGGGACUGGAGUCUGACUGUGACCUGACCAAGAGGCCUGUGCCGGCCCGGCGCUGCUACCUCCGACCCUGCUCCUCCUGGAGGAUAGGGAACUGGACCAAGUGUUCCAAGAACUGUGGUGGUGGGGUGACCCUGCGUGAGAUCCACUGCUUUGACACCAGGGACCAGAGGCCUUUGCGGCCCUUCCACUGUCAGACUGUGUCUACCCGGCCGGUGGCCCGCAUGCCCUGCCUACCCCAGCCCUGCCUGGACUGGUACUCUUCUUCCUGGGGACAGUGCUCUGAGGUGUGUGGGGGAGGGGAGCAGCAGCGUCUGGUUACCUGUCCAGAAGAGGAUCGCUGUGAUGAGGACCAUCUGCCCAGCAACAUCCAGGCCUGUAACAGCCAACCCUGUACCCAAUGGGUCACUGGCUCCUGGGGACAGUGCUCUGCAUCCUGUGGUGGCGGCGUGCAGCGGAGGCUGGUGAAAUGUGUGAACACCAAGACGGAGCCUGGGGAGGAGGAGGAGCAUGCCCAGUGUGACUCUGAGCCCUGGCCAGAAAACAGCCAGAAGUGUAACCUUAAUGAGUGUGACAGCGGUCCCGCUGGGCUCACGUGUCUUCGUGACCGCCUCACGUUCCGUUUCUGUCAGACCCUCCAGUGGCUUGGCCGAUGCCACCUGCCCGCCGUGCGGACGCAGUGCUGCAAGACCUGUGGCCGGCGUUCCCGUGGCAACGAGCGCACGUCCCGUCGCUGAGGUCAGCGAUCAAUAUAGGGUGGACAUGGUCACCCACACUCUUACACUCACACGCACAGACAUGGACACACACACAGACAUGGACACACACAACACAUACAGAUGAUCAGGUAGCAGCUCUGGACCUGCAAAAUUGCAGCAUCCAUCUUGUCCAUCUGUCAUUGAAGGGUGAAUCUUGAGCUGGAUACACACACACACAAUUUCUCAUACAGGUCUAGUUUCAAAUUGGUAGCUACUCUCACCCUGCUGUCCUGGCUGCUGGGUCAGAGCUGCUGGGUCAGAGCUCCUCAGCCAGUGGUGAUAGAUCCACAUUCUCGGGGGCAGGAAAACCAUACCUGAGCUGUGCUUGAUUAGUUUGCCUGGUAUAAUGGAACCAAUGGAAUAAUCCCAAAGGUGCUAAUAGAAUUAUAUCAAGCACUCCUCAAAUAAUGAUUUUACACAUAGUAGGAUGGGACCACAUGACACAACACAAAUUCCUCCAAACUGUAUAAUGAAGAAACAUGGUUGUUGCUCUCUCUACUGUUGAGAUAAUGAUGUAUGUGUUUGUUUGUACUUUUCUCUCUGAUGGAUCCAACUGUUAUUCUGUUUUGAUUGUGACAAAUGUUGCAGCUGGAACACGUGGUUUAGUCAUAUGUCUGGUCCAGCCAGUAGCAACGUGGACUGGAACACGUGGUUUAGUCAUAUGUCUGGUCCAGCCAGUAGCAACGUGGACUGGAACACGUGGUUUAGUCAUAUGUCUGGUCCAGCCAGUAGCAACGUGGACUGGAACACGUGGUUUAGUCAUAUGUCUGGUCCAGCCAGUAGCAACGUGGACUGGAACACGUGGUUUAGUCAUAUGUCUGGUCCAGCCAGUAGCAACGUGGACUGGAACACGUGGUUUAGUCAUAUGUCUGGUCCAGCCAGUAGCAACGUGGACUGGAACACGUGGUUUAGUCAUAUGUCUGGUCCAGCCAGUAGCAACGUGGACUGGAACACGUGGUUUAGUCAUAUGUCUGGUCCAGCCAGUAGCAACGUGGACUGGAACACGUGGUUUAGUCAUAUGUCUGGUCCAGCCAGUAGCAACGUGGACUGGAACACGUGGUUUAGUCAUAUGUCUGGUCCAGCCAGUAGCAGCGUGGACUGGAACACGUGGUUUAGUCAUAUGUCUGGUCCAGCCAGUAGCAACGUGGACUGGAACACGUGGUUUAGUCAUAUGUCUGGUCCAGCCAGUAGCAACGUGGACUGGACCAGCGUACUUAUUUAGCAUACAGUUGUUACACAUUUGUUAACUACAAGAUCACCUUGUAGCUCGUACAAUGCUUUGUAUUGAUAGGAGCUGAUGUAGCGACUAGUACAUGUAGCAUAAGCAACACCACUUGUCAAGUUGGUUCCCAGCUUGUGAACAAUGCUUUAUAAAGCAGCUACGUAGUGUAAUUAGAGUUUCAUGAAUGCUUAUAAAGUGAGUAAAAAAAAAAAAGCCAAAUUCUUUGACAAUGGUGCUGCGAAAAUAACCUGGUGCUAGAGGCGGCCUCGAGCGUCAAACUCCGUCAGGUCAGGUGUUGGCUGACCAGUGCCUUUUCUACUUGAAUCCUUCCUUCCAUUAAAGUAUUUGUCUCUAAAUUCUGCCGUUUUAGUAUUUGACAUUUUAGUAUUUGUCUCUAAAUUCAGCCAUUUUAGUAUUUGUCUCUAAAUCUCAGUAGAAUUCAGCUUUGACCUUACUUACAGUAAUGGGAGAAUUGUUCAGUGUACAGGGGAAUAGAAUCAUUAGAAUAAUGUUACUUUUAGCCAUUCUCAGAGAAUUACGGAGGGCAUUGAGGUUCUAGAACAACAGCACAAGGGAGGAAUAUAUGAAUUGCUAAUUUAAGUUAUCAGUGCAUUGCUUUUAUAAAUUAGAAUGAAUCAUUUUGUAUGCCUCCAAGAAUGAGUAUUUCUUCUGUCAUUUUGAUGGAGUGAGUGGCUGUAAUAUUUUGUUUAGGCAAUAUGCAAACACUUGACCCGCCUCACCCUAAUUUAUGCACUCAGAUGUGUAAUUAUUACUAAUGAUGAUACAUUGUUCUAAGAAUACAUUUCCUGUCAAAUGUUUCGCUUUUAAAUUAGUUCUUUCAGAAUUCCUUUGUUUUUGAGGAUACUCUGUUAAAAAACAACAAUAUAUUUUCUCAUCGUGGCACUGAUAAAUCAUCAAUACUUACAGUAGUUUCCACUCUGAGACCUUUAUUCUUAUCCACCUUUGUUUUCACCAUUUUCUUGACGAUUUAGUUUAUUUUGUAAAUCUGUGACCACUGAGAGAUACUGUAUAUGUGUCACUUUUGAUUUUGAAAUGUAAUUUUUAGUUUGACCAUACACAUUAGAGUUGAUAAUGAUGAUAAAUCUUCAGCAGUCCUUUACGUUUCUAGAGACUCAGAAGCAGUUUAUAUCACUCCUGAUUCAGGGAUCCUUUUAGUCAUGCAACCUGAGGAAAUUAGGAUUUACCACAAGGUUUGUUCUGACAGAUGAAUGAUUAGUCUUGUAAAUGUUUUGCUUUAUAAGUGAUGUAUCCUCUAUGUACAGUCAUAUUUUUCCAGCAGCUUCCCAUUCCUGUAGUGAUGGGACAGAGGUUAUUCUAUGCUCUGGGCUAUAUUGGCACCAUCUGUAAGCGCUGUGGUGAGGUUGAACUCUGACUUCCACCUGAGGUUGAUGGUGAGAACCAGGGCAGAGUAGCUGCCUGAGGCUUUCCUGCAGUGGAUAUGUGGCAUACUACUGUUUGUGAAACAAAGUUUCUAUAUUCGUCUCUGAAGGGCACAGGGAAAGAUCUCUUCUGUUGCUUCUUCUUGCCUCUUAACAAUGUUCAACAGCACUCAAACCCAUCCUCUUACAAAAGCCAUUUAGUCAUGCUUUUUUGUGUUCAUCAAUAGUAGAUUUAUUUUGUAACAUAAAUGUUUGUACUUUACAUUUUGUAUUUAUACCACUUCAAAUAAAAAAUGUUGAAAAUAAA